AAAAGAAGAGUCAGAUCUUUUACAGGACUGUCCUACAGGCCACUGCAGGCGAGAGUUAAAGAUGGCUGGUGGCUAGAUAUACUAGUAAUAUACCAUAGAUGUGGUGAUUUUCUGUUAAUAAAGGUUGAAUUUCUGUUAAUAGAGGUUGAUUUUCUGAUUGUUUUGGGAUGAAUUAUGCAUAAAAACAUAGCAUUAAAUGAUAUAUAAGAAAAGUUGGAAGGUAAUAAAUUUAAUUUUUGAAUGAUUUACAUGAUUAAUGCAUUCUGUUACAGACAAGUGUUGAUGUGGUAAAUAAGUAAGUUUGUGUCAUUAUCUAUAAUAGUUUUGUGUCAUUAUUUAACGAGCUUUUGACUAAUGUUUACCUAUACCUAUACUCCAUGUCACAUAACUCCACACAAAAAGCAAAACAAACAAAUAAUAAUAAUAAUAAACACACAACGCAAAUAAAAACAAAAAAAUAGAGCAAGAGACAAAUGUACACCCCCUGACGAAGGCCCCGCCCCCUCACCCCCAGGGCGUGGCCGCGGACGCCCCCCGCCCGUGCCUGCCGUGCGACUGCUCCGGCCCGGGCACGUCGGGGCGCUGCGUGCAGGACGACACCCAGUUCAACCUCGGCCUCUUCCCCGGCGCCUGCAUCUGCAAGGAGGGCUUCGCGGGACCUCGCUGCGACCGCUGUGCCAAGGGCUAUCGACGCUACCCUGCCUGCGAACCCUGCCCGUGCGACAGGGCGGGCUCUGUCAACGAGGAAUGUGACGGCGAGUGCAUUUGCAAGGCGAACGUGCGAGGCCCGCGCUGCGACACCUGCGCCCCCGGGCACUUCCACCUGGACGCCCACAACCCCGUCGGCUGCACGCCCUGCUACUGCAACGGCGCCACCAACUCGUGCGGGGCGGCGGCUCUGGCGGUCUACACGGUGGUGCAGCACGAGAACUGGAGCGUGACGGACCUCUCGCGGAAGCGCGUGGUGGCGGCGGCGCGCGAGGGAACCGACGUCCACAUCGCUCACGACGACAUGGGCUUCUUCGAGGCCUACUACUACCUCGCCCCUCAGGAGUACCUGGGCAGGAGAAUGACCUCCUACGGGCAGACGCUGACGGUGAAGGUGUCUUGGGUCCGCCUCAGAGGAGACACCUCCGGAAGGGCCACGCGCUGCCCUGACGUCAUCAUCGAGGGCGCCGGAUACCGCAUAGCCUACGGGGACAACGCGCACAGAGGCCGGAAAGCCACGCUGGAAAUCCCCUUCUACGAGCACGACUGGUUCCACUUCCCGAAGGACAUCACUGACAUCACCUCGACGACCCAGUCGGAGUCCUACCGCGGGGAGGCCGUCACCAGGAGGCAGAUGAUGGAGAUCCUGAGUUCGAUGGAGAGCCUCAUGAUCCGAGCUCGAUACCACACCGUGCAGGUCGAGGGCGUCCUUCAUGACGUCAUCCUGGAGUACGGCGCGGAGGGCACGGCGACCCUCGUCACGGGCGCCGUCGAGAGGUGCAGCUGCCCCCCGGGGUACUCCGGCCUCUCCUGCGAGUCGUGCGAGCCGGGCUUCCGGCGCGUCAGCAACACCAUCUUCGGCGGCGAGUGCAGGAAGUGCGAGUGCAACGGACACGUGGACACGUGCGACCCCUUCACGGGCGCCUGCGGGGAGUGCCAACACAACACCGUGGGCGUGCACUGCGAGCGCUGCCAGGCCGGCUACUUCGGCGACCCCGCCCGUGGCACCCCCGACGCCUGCCAGCCGUGCGCGUGCCCCCUGACCCUCGGUGCCAACCACUUCACCCCCCGCUGCGUGCCCGACCUGGACCUCGGCGGGUACAAGUGCCAGUGCCCCGCCGGUUACGAGGGCCCCAGAUGCGAGACCUGCGCCGACGGGUACUUUGGCAACCCGCUGGUGCCCGGCAACUUCUGCCAGCCGUGCGAGUGCAAUGGCAACCUGGAUUUCCGCGAGACGAACAACUGUGACCGGCAGACGGGCGAGUGCCUCAAGUGCGUCGGCAACACGGCGGGCUGGCACUGCGAGAGGUGCAAGGAGAACCACUACGGAGAUCCCAAGAGGGGCCAGUGUAUCAGGUGCGGGUGCCACCGCGAGGGCUCUGCGGCGGCGCAGUGCGACCCCGAGAGCGGGCAGUGCCAGUGCAAGAGGCUCUACACGGGGCGCCAGUGUGACCGCUGCAUCAGCGGCCACGGGGGGGUGAACGAGGGCUGCCCCGCGUGCCAGUGCCACCCCGAAGGCUCCUCGAGUGCCACGUGCGAUCCUUUCACGGGCCAGUGUCCUUGCAACCCAGGUGUGACCGGCCGGCGCUGCAACGAGUGCCUUCCGGAUCAUUACGGGACGCUGGCUGGAGGCUGUGCGAGUGAGUACAGCAAUUUCCGUUUUUAA
This is a messenger RNA of Penaeus chinensis, 2374 nucleotides long. RefSeq names its product laminin subunit alpha-1-like. Lineage: Eukaryota; Metazoa; Arthropoda; Malacostraca; Decapoda; Penaeidae. Bases 1013 to 2374 code for a protein of 453 amino acids. The record is from RefSeq and is a predicted model, not a curated record. The transcript has 14 exons.